UGGGUCAUGACGCAACGAUGGAAGUGCACCAGCGGCGGCGCCUUCUCGCGUUUGGCAAUCCUAUGGUCGACUUGCUGAUGCAUGUAUCCAGCGAGUUCGUGUCGGCGCACGACCUCACGCACGGCGAAGCCGUUCACGCUCAUAUAUCUGCAGAAGGACGGCAGCGAUUGCUAGACGAAGUGUUGGCGUCUCCAGGAGUUACCCGCGCGACCGGCGGGUCUGCGCUCAAUUCGGCCCGCACCAUCCAAUGCCUGUUGCCGCCCAAGUCGUCGGUGUUUGUGGGCGCCGUGGGAGAUGACGCGAACGGACGAUUCGUCCACGAUGAGUCUACGAACCAAGGCGUUGACAUGCACCUCCACGUCAUACCCACCAUGGCAACCUCUACGUGCGUGUGCUUGAUCACACCCGACAACGAGCGCACGUUGGUCGUGCAUCGAGCAGCGCAUUCCCACUACGCCCUCAACGAUACCUUCCUUGACGUGUUGGCGGCCGUGGAUAUUGUGUACGUUGUCGCAUUUGGCCUGUCAUCCGUUCCUCGAUUCGACUGUGUCACAUACGCAGCGACGACGCUUCGACCCACCCAACUCUUUUGCCUCAACUUGUCCUCCACGAACCUCCUUCAGAACCAAGCAGUUGUCGAGCGCCUGCAUACCCUCCUGUCGUCAUGCCACGUCAUUCUCGGAAACGCCAGGGAAUUCCGAGCAUUGGCGUCGGCAUUGCAUAUCCCAGAAGUCGUCUCUCAAAUGCCAGCAUUUGCCCAGCAGAUUGCUACCCAUACUUCCAUGGCUCCCAAUGUCUUGCUGGUUAUUACUGACGCCCACAACCCCACUUGGAUUGUACAGUCUGCGUUCAGUGCGUCGUUCUCAGUCCAAACCAGUCAAGACAUUACAAUUCGCGACACCACGGGUGCCGGGGACGCGUUUGUCGGGGGCUUCUUCACGGGCCUCAUGUCGAAUUGUCAUGUGAACGAGUGCAUCGAGCUGGGACAUAUCUGUGCGAGGCGAUGUGUGCAGAACGUGGGGUGCCAAGUUCGUUUGACAGGCGACGAGAUGCACCGGUGCACUGCCAUCCUCCAAAGCCAGGCCCACGGAACCAACUCGCUGUUUGCCUCCGUACUAACCAGGAAAAGUCUAGUGUAGUAGUUUAAAUAUAUAAAUACUAUUGUGCUUUUCACCCAAA
Molecule: messenger RNA, 1179 nt
Organism: Aphanomyces astaci
Lineage: Eukaryota; Oomycota; Saprolegniomycetes; Saprolegniales; Verrucalvaceae
Exons: 8
Coding region: 18-1139 (373 amino acids)
Biological process (GO): purine ribonucleoside salvage
Cellular component (GO): nucleus; cytosol
Molecular function (GO): adenosine kinase activity
Source: RefSeq, a predicted model, not a curated record